Molecule: messenger RNA, 2323 nt
Organism: Ficedula albicollis (Collared flycatcher)
Lineage: Eukaryota; Metazoa; Chordata; Aves; Passeriformes; Muscicapidae
Exons: 11
Coding region: 101-2179 (692 amino acids)
Biological process (GO): N-acylphosphatidylethanolamine metabolic process
Cellular component (GO): cytoplasm
Molecular function (GO): glycerophospholipid phospholipase A1 activity; A2-type glycerophospholipase activity
Source: RefSeq, a predicted model, not a curated record
CUGGGCCCUCUACAUCGGGGAUGGAUAUGUCAUAAACUUGACACCUGUAGAAAAACAGAAGGUAGAACUGGAAGCUCACAGGGAUGCAGUAUUCACCAGAAUGGUGAAGAAGCAGCACCUGAAGAAGGUGGUUGGAAAGGCUAAAUGGCGUAUCAACAACAGAUCAGAUCAGUACCGCAGUCCUCUCCCAGUGGAGGAGAUCAUCUCACGUGCUGAGGCGUAUAUGGACAAGGAAGUGAAAUAUUAUUCGUUUGGGAGAAACUGUGAGGACUUUGUGAAAAAACUCCGCUAUGGAGAGGGAGUCUCUGACCAGAAGACUUUUGUAGGUGGUGAAUCGUGCAUUACUGAUACAAGAGAUGACAAGGACGACCCAAAGCCUGGGGACCUGAUUGAGAUCAAACGGGGACAUUAUGAUCACUGGGCCCUCUAUGUGGGGGAUGGAUAUGUCAUCCAUGUGACACCUGUAGAUGAUGGAGUCCCAUCCCUGUCAGUCGGUAAUGAGACAAUACUCAUCAUAAAGGUUACAAAGGAGUUCCUGAAGGAGGUGGCUGGAAAUGAUGCCUGGGCUGUCAACAACAAGUAUGACCAGUACUGCACUCCUCUGCCCACGGAGGAGAUCAUCCAGUGUGCUGAGGGUUGCAUUGGCAAGGAGAUGGCAUAUGAUGUGUUUGACUUCAAAGCUGACGAUUUAGUUACAAAACUCCGCUAUGGUGGCCAGGUUUUUGUAGGUGGUGAAUUGCAUAAUCUUGAUGUGAGUGAUGAUAAAGAUGACCCAAAGCUUUGGGACCUGAUUGAGAUCAAACGGGGACAUUAUGAUCACUGGGCCCUCUACGUGGGGGAUGGAUAUGUCAUCCAUAUGACACCCAUAGAUGAUGGAGUCCCAUCCCUGUCAGUCGGUAAUGAGACAAUACUCAUCAUGAAGGUUAAAAUAGAGCUCCUGAAGGAGGUGGCUGGAAAUGAUGCCUGGGCUGUCAACAACAAGUAUGACCAGUACUGCACUCCUCUGCCCACGGCAGAGAUCAUCCAGCGUGUUGAGGGUUGCAUUGGCAAGGAGAUGGCAUAUGAUGUGUUUGACUUCAAAGCUGACGAUUUAGUUACAAAACUCCGCUAUGGUGGCCAGCACAGGGCAUUUUUCGGGGGUGAAUCACACAUCCUAGAUAUGAGAGAUGAUGAGGAAUACCCAAAGCCUGGGGACCUGAUUGAGAUCAAACGGGGACAUUAUGAUCACUGGGCCCUCUACGUGGGGGAUGGAUAUGUCAUCCAUGUGGCACCUGUGGAUGAUGGAGUCGCAUGCCUGUCAGCUGGCAGUGGCACAAUACUCAUCAUAAAGGUUACAAAGGAGCUCCUGAAGGAGGUGGCUGGAAAGGAUGCCUGGGCUGUCAACAACAAGUAUGACCAGUACUGCACUCCUCUGCCCGUGGAUGAGAUCAUCUGGCGUGCUGAGGGAUGCAUUGGCGAGGAGAUGGCAUAUGAUGUGUUUGACUUCAAAGCUGACGAAUUUGUGACAAAACUCCGCUAUGGUGGCCAGCUGAGGGCUUUUGUAGGUGGCGAAUCACACAUUCUUGAUACGGGAGAUGACAAGGAAUACCCCAUCCCUGGGGACCUGAUUGAGAUUGACCGGCCACUUUACCAGCACUGGGCCCUCUACGUGGGGAAUGGAAAUGUCAUCCAUGUGACACCUGUAGGUGAAAAUUCUCCCCCUGCCUCAGGCAGCACUAUGACAUUACUUGUUAAAAGGGCAAAGGUGAAGAAAGAGCUCUUGGAGGAUGCUGCUGGAGGAGAUAACUGGCGUGUCAACAACAAGUAUGACGAGUACCGCGAGCCUUUCCCUGUGGAGGAGAUCCUCCGGCGUGCUGAGAGCCAGAUUGGCAAGGUUGUGCUGUAUCGUUUGUUCUACAAGAACUGUGAGCACUUUGUGACGGAGGUCCGCUAUGGAGAGGGAGUCUCUGAGCAGGCCAUGACAGCACUGGGAAAGAUCCGUUCCACGAUUGGUACAGUGAUGGUUGGGGUAGGAACUGCCUGUGCUUCUGUUCUCACCGGUCUUCUUUUUCCACCCGCUCUUCCUGUUGUGGCUGCUAAUGGUCUUACUGCUUUUUCCACUAUGCUUGCGAGGAAUGACUUCAUUUUGCAAGAAAUCAUGAAGGCAAAGAUACAUAUAGAACAAAAGAGGUGCUGUUAAAAAGAGCUCAAGGAAGGCAUGGAGUCCCUGGUCACUGUCCACCUUUUGCCACAAACUUCAUGAAGACUUACUAGCAACUGAUGUGAUAAUUAAUUCAAAGGCUUAUUAAAAUGCAAAAAUCCAAACUCAUCUGGUCUAAAAUCA